Messenger RNA from Dreissena polymorpha, 555 nucleotides. RefSeq lists its product as uncharacterized. The transcript is spliced from 3 exons. The record is from RefSeq and is a predicted model, not a curated record. NCBI's taxonomy places the organism in Eukaryota, Metazoa, Mollusca, Bivalvia, Myida, Dreissenidae. Bases 41 to 370 code for a protein of 109 amino acids.
AAACUAGUACGGAAAUGACGUAAUUAGUUAUAAGUCAAUAAUGCCGAAACACGGACGUUUGAGCUGUCGCCGCUGCUACGCGUCUUACCCUUCUACUGAUAUUGUAAAAUGUCAGACGUUCCUGUUUGGUGAGGUGACUUUGUGCCCGCCGUGCCACAAGUGGUUCCACCCGCACUGCAAGCAGCACGUGACAGUCGUGAAGCCAGAGGACAAACUUUGUGACUCAUGCACGGUCCGCAAAGCCAUUCUCGCAUGCCCCAUGUGUACAGGGUUCCCUUACCAUGUACAACUAUGCGUUUUGUGUUGCACGGAGAUUCACCGGGAUCUUCACGAAUCUCACUUAGAUCACGUCUACACCGUACCUGCAUGAAAACCGGUCUCACUUGUACCGCCCGAAAAAGGUCCCAUAUACAGGCUAUGAGCCGGAAUUGGUUGACUGACUGUAGUUUGACUCCAAUAGUGAAGAUGACAUGAUUUCAGAUGACCUUUAGUUUGUGUAUGACUGACAUUGUAUACAAAUAAUUAUGUUGUUGAAAAUAAAGUUAGUAUACCAUG